CUUCGGAGGCGGGGCCCGGCGGGCGGGGCCACGGAGCUGGAAAAGCGGGCGCUGGGUUUAGACCUGGAGUGGCUCCCGUGGUUCGGGCUGCGCAGGCUGUGGGUGUCUGACCCCGAUCGCAGUCGGCGUUGAGGGGGCGUGCCUCUGGAUCGAGCUAUGGUGGAAGAUGUUUCGGAAAGGGAAAAAGCGACACAGCAGUAGCAGCUCCCAGAGUAGUGAAAUCAGUACUAAGAGCAAGUCUGUAGACUCCAGCCUUGGGGGGCUUUCUCGAUCCAGCACCGUGGCGAGCCUUGAUACCGAUUCCACCAAGAGCUCAGGACAAAGCAACAGUAAUUCAGAUACCUGUGCAGAAUUUCGAAUAAAAUAUGUUGGUGCCAUUGAGAAACUGAAACUCUCCGAGGGAAAAAGUCUCGAAGGGCCACUAGACCUGAUAAAUUAUAUAGAUGUCGCCCAGCAAGAUGGAAAGUUGCCUUUCGUUCCUCUGGAGGAAGAAUUUAUUAUGGGAGUUUCCAAGUAUGGUAUAAAAGUAUCCACAUCAGAUCAGUAUGAUGUUUUGCAUCGGCACGCUCUAUAUUUAAUCAUCCGGAUGGUGUGUUAUGAUGAUGGUCUGGGGGCAGGAAAAAGCUUAUUGGCUCUGAAGACCACAGAUGCGAGCAACGAAGAAUACAACCUGUGGGUUUACCAGUGCCACAGCCUGGAACAAGCACAAGCAAUCUGCAAAGUUUUAUCCACUGCAUUUGACUCUGUAUUGACAUCUGAGAAACCAUGAAUUCUGCAAUCAAGGGGAAGUAGACUUCAUGUGCAAGUUCAGCUGUUUGUUUUCUCAAUAGUUCUGUUUUCAAUCUGCGGUGUUGUUGAACUAUUUUGGAAAUAUGAGCGAUCCUUUGCUCUAGAUUUUCUGAAGAAACGCAAUAUAUAAAAUAUCAGUCGUUUGUUUUUCUAUUAAAAUGUGUCUUAUUUAACAGUGA
Molecule: messenger RNA, 968 nt
Organism: Balaenoptera ricei (Rice's whale)
Lineage: Eukaryota; Metazoa; Chordata; Mammalia; Artiodactyla; Balaenopteridae
Gene: ITGB1BP1
Product: integrin subunit beta 1 binding protein 1
Exons: 7
Coding region: 167-769 (200 amino acids)
Biological process (GO): negative regulation of focal adhesion assembly; negative regulation of substrate adhesion-dependent cell spreading
Cellular component (GO): lamellipodium; cell periphery; cytoskeleton
Molecular function (GO): integrin binding
Source: RefSeq, a predicted model, not a curated record